Messenger RNA from Pangasianodon hypophthalmus (striped catfish), 5991 nucleotides. It is a transcript of the gene mcf2lb, whose product is annotated as mcf.2 cell line derived transforming sequence-like b. Lineage: Eukaryota; Metazoa; Chordata; Actinopteri; Siluriformes; Pangasiidae. The record is from RefSeq and is a predicted model, not a curated record. The coding region runs from base 2324 to 5572 and encodes 1082 amino acids. Gene Ontology annotation, molecular function: guanyl-nucleotide exchange factor activity. The transcript has 31 exons. Gene Ontology annotation, biological process: positive regulation of Rho protein signal transduction; intracellular signal transduction. Gene Ontology annotation, cellular component: cytoplasm; extrinsic component of membrane.
AAUAUAAAUAAUGGCAGUCUGCAGGAAUUUAUGAAAUAGCCAGUGGUCAUGACUUGGUGAUUUUCAGAAUGGAAACUGAACGUUGCAUAAAAUAAAAUGAGGAGUUCUACUAAAAGUGUUAAAACUUAGGAAAGUGCCAAAUAAUUGCAUAUGGAUUCUUUAUUACUACUGAUCUGAGAUAGAGAGGGGAAAGUCUGCGUAAAUUAUAUAGCUUCCUGUGGGAUCCCUGCUGGAGGUGCUUUGUAGGACACAACAUCAUUUGAAUCUCAUGUGUGUCUGUGUGUGUGUGUGUGUGUAGCAGGACUUGAGUACAAAACCAGACAUCACAAGGAACGCAAACAAAGCUGAGGCUUUUCCUCAGUACUAGUUCAGUAAGUACAGUGGUGGGGGUGGUAGGCCUCUAGACACACAGCUGCUACUAUUAUUAUUAUUAUUACUAUAGGAGUCGAGGAGCAUAUAGAUGCAUUUUUAUAGUGUGUACCAGUUUUGUUAUUAGCAAGGGGUUCUAGGCAGAAGAGCAGAGCAACAACAUGUUAAGGAAGACCAGGAAGCGGCGAGUCAAAUGGGGCAGCGAUGCAGGACAGUUUCCUCUUAUGACACUGACACGGGGUCUGGGUGAGUGUGAUUAGAACGUAUUUAUUUCCUCACAUGUUAGCUAAAAUGCAGACUACUUUCACAUGUAUUACUGGUGCAUGGUUAAUUUAUAAAAACAGGUCUACCAAGAGUGAAGAAGGUCACUAUAUCAGUGAUUACUGAUGUGUCCAUUAAAUUUUUUUUUUUUAAAGUAGUUAAUCAACUUAUUAUUUUAAAGACUAAUGGUGUAAUUUUUAUAUUCAAGUAAUUUGGCACAGCAUUAGUUGCUACUGUAUAUUCGCUGGUCAAAUUGUAUUUUUCUGUUAGUUUUCUCUCUCUUUAUCUCUCUUUCUCUCUUCCUUGUAUCUUCCUAUGUUUGUCCUCUGUUUUUAUCAUUAUCAAAUCCUUAUAGAUCAGUUUGGCCAAAAAGUAAUUUGACAUGACUUUCCCUUACACCAAAAGUCAACCAAAAAUGUUUAGUGUCUGAGGUUUCCUUCUGUAGCUUUGCAGUGGUGCUACACAGCUAAUAAUAAGGGGAGGUUUAUAGCUUUACAUUCAAAAUCAUCACACUUUCACCUCAAACCAUGUUGAGAUGAAACAUCCUGCUUAUAAUGUCUAGUGCACAGGAUAUUUUUUUUUGUCAUGAUCAAUUUUGUAAUGAAAUAAUAAAAGGUUUAUUCUUUAAAAAAUGUGACAUUAUUUAAAAUAUAUACAUAAGCCAGUCAGAAGGAAGUUAUGGAAGUAGUCACAUGACUAGGUGACUUAGACAACAAAUUGAAAUUACAAAAUGAUCACAAAAUGGGAAGAUCUACUAAAAGUAUUAAAACUUAAGUGUGUCAAAGUGUCAAAAAUAAUUGCAUAUUGAUUCUUUAUUACUAGUGAUCUCACACUAUCUGAGGAAGAGAGGGGAAAUCAUCACAUAUUCAAACCAUGAUAGGAUAUUUAGCAUGUCAUGUUUGUUCAUUUGCAACAUAUCACAGAAAUCAUCUCACACAAUCUGUACUCGUAUCACUUUGUUCCAGGAUCAACUCAGCUAGAGGUGUUUGGUCCAAAGUUUGCUGGUUGAAUUGAAGAGUAGAAGUGAUUUCUACAAAUAUUAUUAAUGUAUCAAAUAGCUAAACUGAAGAAAGAACCUUUGCAGACUUAUUAGCAACAUUAGCCUCAUAGGUCCAGUGAAAAAAUUGAUCAUGGCUGAUUGACUAAAUUUGUGGUAAGAUGGAAACUGCAUACAUUUAUAACUUUAACAAUAGGAUGUUUUAUCUUUGUACAAAUAAAUAGAAAUAUACCUGCAGGGAUGCAUUGUGUUUAAGACUCUGAGGUCUGUAACUUUCACCAUGUUGGCCACAGAUAGCACACAACAUCAUUUGAAUGGCCUGAAUCCAGCCUUUGUUAUACCACUUGGCCUGAUAAGAUCAAACACACACACAGACGCAGACACACACACACACACACACACACACACACACACACAUGCACACACAGACAUCCAUUCAUUAAUGACUGUUGACUGUCAGGAGUAAGAGAAAGGGUUUCUUAUGAUAGGGGGUGUAGGAUUUACUGAAACUGUGUUAGAAAGAGAAACAGAGAGAGAGAGAGAGAGAGAGAGAGAGAGAGAGAGAGAGAGAGAUAUGUUAGUUGAUUCAAGCACCUGUCUCAGGUAGCCAGUUCCCACACAAGCUGGAUGUGGCUAAUAGCCGUCAUAUAUUAGACCAUGAGAGAGUAGCUUUGAGGUGGAGAACAGUCAGAAGAGAUGGAUGUACAAAACAGAGGACGAUGUGUACGCAUUCCCCUGAAAGAGGCAGAAAAAUACCACCACUUGACCCUCUGCUGCCGUCAACUCUACAAUGAGAUUAUGCAAAAGGAGACGAGUCCAAUCUGUGCUGCUGACAUCAUCCUUGAGCUAAAGAAGAAAUUUGCCUUCCUGUCAGGUGGCAGAGGGCAGGAUGGCAGCCCUAUCAUUAUCUUUCCAGAAUUCCCAUCGUUUGGUGAAAUCAGUGAUCAAGAGUUUCACAAUGUUCUCACCUAUCUAACAAGUGUUCCCAGUUUGAGUGCAGCAGGGGUGGGCUUCAUCUUAGUGAUUGACAGGCGCCAGGAUCGCUGGGCAUGUGUGAAAGGGACAUUAGUCCGUAUCUCGAGUGGCUUCCCAGGAAUCCUACGGCUGGUUCUGGUGCUGCGGCCUCACACACUCCUUCAGCGCACUCUUUCAGACAUUUUAUUUAAAUUCCAUGGAGAUGAUUUCAAGAUGAAAGUGCCGGUUAUCAUGUUGAGCUCAGUGGCUGAGCUACAUUCGUAUAUAGACCAAAGUCAGCUGACCCAAGAACUAGGUGGCACUCAGCAAUAUUGCCAUAACACCUGGAUCUCCCAUCGCACAGACAUAGAAGGCUUUGCUGUCUUAGUAAAGAGGAUGACACAGAGACUGCAGGUGUUUGGUAGGGAACUGGCAGAGACUGAGCUACCCAACACCCCUCUAGCAACCAGCAAUCUGCUCAACGCACACAGCAGCAAGAAAGAUAACAUGAAGGAGGAGCUGGCGGGAGCUCUGGGACAAGGGCGUAAGAUCUUGGGGAACGUCCGUGAACCAGUGCGCAGGGACCCAGACAGCACUCUAAACCCAGACCAGCUGGAGAACUUGGCCACUGUGCAUAGGCUACUGUCUCAGUUAAAUGAGAGCUCUGCAGCAUUUGAUGAUUUCUGGCUACAGCAUCAGAAUAAGCUGGAACUGUGCUUGCAACUCUGCCAGUUUGAGCACAACUUUCAGCAGGUGUCAGCAGAGCUGAAGCUAGCAACUGACAGACUGGCUGCUUUCUCACAUGUAGGAAUAAGCCAAACCCACACAGAACAUCUCCUCAGAGAACUGACUGAUCAGGAAGACAAAUCAUUUGAACUUCUGGACAGAAUGGAAGCCCUGGUUAUUGAAGGCCAACGUUUCAUUGACAGCUGUGAAAAUAGUGAUGACAAUGUCAAGAUGAAGUGUGCUGACCUGCAAAAUGCCAGAGAUAAACUCUUACAGAAGCUCAAAGCGAAGAGAGGUCAGCUGCUACAGGCCAUCGAGCUCCAUCAGAAACUGCAGAGAGUGUGUAAAUGGUGUGAUGAUGGUAUUUACAUGCUGGCAUCUCAGCAGCUUGACAAGUGUCAGUCACAGGAGGGGGCGGAGUCCGCACUCCAGGAGCUGGAGGGCUACAUGGGGACAGCCAACGAGCUGCAGCAGUGGGAUGUGUGUGUGUUCUGCAGAGAGUAUGAAAGUAUGUUAAACAAAGAGUUGAAGGAACAAGUAGAGCAAGUGUUUGAAAAGAGGGCUUUGCUACAGGAGAUGUUUGAGAAAAGGAGGGUCAGUCUAAAGAAGCUAGCAGCCAAACAGACACGCCCGGUCCAGCCUGUAGCCCCAACGCCUGAAGCCAUUAAAUCACCUCCUUCCUCACCAGCUCUUAGAGACUGUGGGAAGAGCUAUGAUAGUAUAGACUCGCAGAGUGACUAUAAUGAAGUGUCCUCUGAGCAAAAUAAUGGAGGCAGCCGUACUGCCUCAGUGUCAGAUGAGGAGGAAAACCUGGCUGUACUCCGCAGGCAUGUAAUGAAUGAGCUGCUGGAAACAGAAAGAGCAUAUGUAGAAGAACUUCUGUGUGUUCUACAGGGCUAUGCUGCCGAGAUGGACAACCCUGCCAUGGCUUCCAUCAUCCCCGCUGCCCUGCAGAACAAAAAGAAUGUGCUGUUUGGCAACAUGCAGGAGAUCUACUUCUUCCACAAAACGAUAUUUCUGAGAGAGUUGGAGACUUACACUGAUCACCCUGAGCUCGUGGGCCGCUGUUUUCUGGAGAGGAUGGGAGACCUGCAGAUUUAUGAGAAAUACUGCCACAAUAAACCUCGAUCUGAGAGCCUGUGGAGACAGUGCUCAGACUGUGCAUUCUUUCAGGAAUGUCAGAAGAAACUGGAACACAAACUGGGGUUGGACUCUUACCUACUGAAGCCUGUUCAGAGAAUUACUAAAUACCAACUCCUACUGAAGGAGCUUAUUAAGUACAGUAAAGGCUGCGAGGGUGUAGUCGAGCUGCAGGCAGCUCUCUCAUCUUUACUGGGCAUUCUGAAGGCAGUCAAUGAUUCAAUGCACCUCAUUGCAAUUAAUGGAUAUGAGGGUAACCUUGGCGACCUGGGCCGGCUGCUGAUGCAGGGUUCUUUCAGUGUGUGGGCGGAACAUAAGCGUGGCCAUGUGAAGAUGAUGGAGCUGGCACGUUUCAAGCCCAUGCAGAGGCACCUGUUCCUACAUGAGAAAGCUCUGCUCUUCUGUAAGAGACGUGAGGAAAACGGCGAAGGCUAUGAAAAAGCUCCAUCGUACAGCUUCAAACAGGAGCUGAGUAUGAGUUCCAUUGGAAUCACUGAACAUGCCAAAGGAGACAAUAAAAAGUUUGAGAUCUGGUUGAGCUCCAGAGAUGAGGUGUACACUGUGCAGGCGGCAUCCGAAGAGAUUAAGACUAUCUGGGUGAGAGAAAUCCGGAAACUUCUAACAGGACAGCUGGAGGCCUGCAGGGAAGCUAGCCAUCAGAAGACUACUGCUCAAUUAACUACAGAGGACAAUUCACUUGAAAGACCAGUGAGAGAUGGACUGAGUAAUAUGAAUGGAGAAGUGGAGAAACAGAGGACAGAAGAGGAAGGAGGCAAAGAACCCAGCAGCCCAGGUGACAAAAAACCAGAGAGAAAAUCGAGUUCAUUCUCCGGCUCGGACACCAAACCCAAGCGACAAGAUAUCAAAAGUGACCCGACGCCUUUAGAAACAGGGUCACACCCCCAUUUAAGUGGAGUCAGGUGGUUAAGUACAUCGAGCCUGUUUCAGAAUCGUAGGAAAGGAUGGAUUAAAGGUUCUGCCUCAUUAGAUCCCUCUGUGGAGCAUGAUGGGUACUUCAUCCCUGAAGAUCAGGUGACCUCUGAGCCAGAGGAGGAACAAGAAAAUAAACUUGACUGUGAGAGCAUGAGUGCUGCAGAUGAAGAACCCAAAGCGACAGAAUCAUAGGAAGGACAACCAUAAAAAGGUCAUAAUUAAAGUGAUUCCAAGAGCCUCUGUCCUGGAGAAAAAGAGACCAGACUACUCUUCAAAAAGCACCUGCUGUUCUUCAAAUUUUACUCCCUCAUACAAUAUAGCACAAAGUGUCAAACACUUUCAUGUGUUACAGUGUUCCUAGCCCUUUAAAGAAAGUGAACUUCCAGUGUGCAGCUGUUAUGGUGGUUAAGUCUAAUGCUCCUCACAUUAAGCAUAUCUCAGCUUUUUCUUUGCAUGAGAACAGCCUUAACUUCCACGUAUAAUUAGCAUAUCAUAUAUGCAAAUAUUGUUUUAUGGACGUGCCUGUACUUCCCCUAAUGUAAAGUCUGUAUGUCUGUCUAUAGUCAUAGGAUUUUGUUCAUGUAUAUGUAUAUAUAAAAUAAAACUGAAUC